AUGAAUAUCAAUAAACUACAUUAACAAUAAUAUCACCACUAGCAGCAGUAGAAUCAAGUAUCUCGCUAGCCUAACAAUACUUACCUACUUAACUUCAACAAGCAAAAAGAACUAAGUACACACUCAUCUAAAGAUUAGAUUUAAAACAAGAACAACAAAAGUCUAUCUUCUUUACUAGAGUUGGAUGAUAAUUAUCUAGGUACAAGUUAAUACAAAGAUCGCAAGAGCAACCCAAUCAGCUCUAAUUACAGUUUCAACUAGAGUAGUUCAUAUAGCGGACAAGCCUAGGUUAAUUCUCUGGCUAAGUUGCAUCUAAAGAGAAAGAUCGUGGGAGUGACAGAUCUUCAGAGAGACUAACGCGAACUAGACAGCUUCUUGUACAACUAUUCAAAUAAUAACAGUACUAUUACAGCAGCUGUGAAAUCUAGAAAUAUUAAUGGAUCCAUUGCUCUUCCCUAGAGUCAGUCAGUUGAUAACAGAUUGCAGUAGUAGGCGAGUGUCAUGAGCAACUAGAUUGAUAUGAUUGCUGGGGGAGGAGCCAGUAUUUUGAAUAGCAAUAACAGGUCCACUCUCAAUACUAAUCUUCACACAAAUGAUAACUCCUACAUGAACACUAUUCAUCAGUCUGGCUUUUAGAAUUAAAAGUCUCUGGGAUCAGGCAACUAAAUCAUGAAAUAAGGAACUGCCAUAAUCACCACUCGCUAAGAUUUUAAUGCAGGCGCUAAUGUAACAGUGAGUAUCCCCACCAUUUUGAACAGAUCUUCUAUUAUUGAGGAAACACCUGGUUCCCGGUAAAAAAGACGAAACAUUGACUAAGCAAGAGCACAGACUUCUUGCAAUACUAUAAAAAAUAGAAAUAGCAAGAUUUAAAAGAAAAACAUGGAUUAAUGCUACAACACUGCCAAAUCAUUUACAUAUGAGAACAGAUAUAAGUACAAUAGAUCUCAGAUGGAAUCCCAGAGUAAUAGAGUACUCUAAAGCAACAGUCACUCUAAGAACGCUCGUUUGAGAUUUCUUAUGGAGGAAAACGUUAUAUUCAGAGAUGAAAGUGAUGCCAAAAUAGAUCAGGUCAUUUAAAAUGCCAUUAGAUUAGAAGGAAUUUAAGAAUCUAAGGAGUACAUUAAAUUGCGCAAAGUUAUAGAGAAACUAGACAGUAAAUUCUUUGGCUAGCAUACCAAAUUUGAGUUGAGGUUUAACCUGGAUCUUGUAUUUAGUGGAGAUAAGGACAUAUAGACCUACGAUAAAAGCCCCACUGUGGUGGCUCUGAGCUCUGACGAUGAUCAAGCAACGAACUUCAAGUCAAAUAUCAACAAGAAAUAAUUUAAGAUUGAGGACCAGUCUAAUAAUUUGAAUGAUAAGAAUGCAGUUUUCCCUAAUGAUUAUGAUGAUAAUAUAUAGCUAAGAUAGUAGCUAUAAGAGAGGCAGUCUAUUGCCACAACAGCCAAUAAGAAAAAUAUAAAGAAAUAGUUCUAUAAUUGCGAUAACAUGCUUUUGAUUAUUGAUCUUAUUGAUAAAGUGCAUAAAGACAUGAAUAGUGAAAAAUUUGACUACUAAGCUUAUGAGAUACAAAAGCUAUUUCGCGUGAUACUGAGAUAGAUAAACAACCCUUAAAUCAAUCAGUUGCUGCAUGCUAUAUCUGUAUGGAUGAUGUUGUGGAUUGAUUCAAUAGAUAAGCAAUGCCAAAAGUAAAUAAAAGUCAUUAAGGAAUAGUCUCAAGACAAUACUUACGCUCUGACUGAAGAGAUGAAGAAGAAAUGGAAAGAUCUGGAAAAUGCUAUAUAGAUGGAAGUUGUAAGGAAAGACCAGGAGAUUGAAAGGCUCAAAUUAUCUCUAGAAAGACUUAAGAAAGACAAGGAAAAUGUGGAGGAUGCACUUCGACACAGAGAUAGUGAGCUCUAGAUGCUUAAUAAAAACCCUGACUAUGACAGUAAUCAUAUAUAGAUGAUUUUAAUAAUGAAUUUAGUGUUGAAAGGAAUGCUUGAGGAGCUAUCAGGCUAUUUAGAUGAAUGCGACGAGCGGACAAUGGAAUUGAAUCCUCAAAUAGAUUCCAUCAGGAACAUCGCUUUGCUGAUGCAAUAAUUAGAGAUUUAGAAAUAGUAGGAAGAUCUUUAGAAAGCAAAAGAAGUGAAGAUGAUAAACAUAAAGAGGAAAAAGAAGAUAGAAAAAGCAGUCGAUACUUCUAAUCCGCCCUCAGCAUAGCCACAAUAGUCUAAUCAAGAGCAGCCAGUCAAGGAAACAGUUGUGAUUAGAAUUUAGAAAGUUUUCGAAAGAGCACCUACUGCCGAUGUAGUAAUGAAACAUCAGCAAAUAUAAGUGGAACAGCCGAUACAGAAAUCUUAUACCAAUAAAAAUGAAAAAAGCCCGAAGAAAAAAGUUCACUAUACUUGUUCUAAAUGUGGAUAAAACAGUGAUAAUGAAGGAGGCUAUGGAUUUAAUGACUCAUUUACUAUGUUUCCUAGAUCUCCUCUUAAAGGCAGAGCAAUUAUUGAGCAGGGUGUUUAAACACAGCUAAGUUUAAUAAGAGAACCUUUGGCUUCGAUGGCUGAUCAGAUACUAAACACUUAAUCGAGAAGAAACACCAUAGUAAACAAUCGCAAAGUUGUUAUCAUACCUAAUAACGUUCUUGAAGCAUAAGCCAAAUAAGGCACUUAGAAUCUCUAGAAAGGGUUGAAUAUGAGCUACAUGACUAAUGGAAAUGCAUUUACUUAGUCUAUUGGAGUUGGAAUGGGCUCUAGUUUAACUAUUGCUAAUAUCUAAGAAAGAGGUAAUUUGGCAAGUAAGACAAAGCUAGGAGAUCCUACUGUGCUAAGACUUGUGGAAAAUGCUAUGGAGGAGAUGGUAAGGUUUGAAAUGAAUGAGUAGUCUCAAUACUAAUCUUCAACCACAGUCAAAAAGAUAUUUGAAUUCAAGGAAUACCUAUUUGACUUUCUACUUACUCAGUAUGGACUCAGAAAUAUUGCAUAGAAGAAUUAUGAGCAAAUCCUCUAAAGAAUCUAUUAGUAUGCUGAACAGGAUAAUUAGUAUGCAAUAAUCAUGCUAAAUGCACUUGGCAAUCCCUACCCGAUGAGUCAAAAACUUUGGUCUAUUAACAAACAGCAUGUAGCUAUAUUCUCAAAGAUAAUCUACUCUGAUUCCUAAAACCUAACGAAAUCAUCAAACUACAGAGGAGAUGUUUCACCUACUAGAAGAGUGUCAAGAAUAGAUAUCAGCGCUGUAGGUGAUGCUUUUAAUCAUGGAGGGCAAGUUAACAUAUUUGACUUGAUGGAUUUGAUGUCCAAGUUUGCUCAUGAAAAUAGUUUACUCAUUAAAAUGAUUCAAAGGCUAAGACCUGGCCAUCUGAUAGAUGAUGAUGUAUCUUCUAUAGAUUCUGAAUUCGAAAAUGAGAAGCAGUUCUUAGAGCUAGCAUAGAUGAAGAUCACCGCUAAGUUAGCUAAGUUUGGCUUUGACAAUAAGUAUUUCAUGGAGACUCUAGAUUUUAAGCACAAGGGCAAGAUGAAGUUCGGUAAGUUAAUGCAGGCUUUUGUCGAUAGAUUUUCCUUGUUUCUUUCUAAUGCUGAGUAGAUUGCACUGCGCAGGUACUUGCUUGCAAAUAAUCAGAUCAAAGAAUCUACUGGCAAUGUCAAUAAACUUAAAUGCAGCUUUAACAAUAACAGUAAUGCAAUUAGUAUUGAAUAUGUAUUGCUAAAAGAAGGUUCAAGGUCGCUUGCUAGUAUAUUGCUGACAUCAAAUGAAUUCUACUCCAAGAUCAAAACCUACUACAUUUCAAAGUCUCAGUUCAUUUAGUUUGUGCUAGAUGAAUAUGACUUCUACAUGGAAUAGUUAACUAGUGACAUAGUAAAUCUAUUCAAGAAAUACGAUAACUUUUAUAAGCGUGGAGGGAUUAACUUGCUCUAGUUCUCGCAUUUGAUUAAAGAUGAUUUAGGCUUAGUUGGAGUCGGCAACAUGAAUAAUUUAAUUGAUGAUUCCAAGUAAAUUGAGAAGUUAUUCAAAGAUGCCUUGGAAUUUUUAGAGGAUAAUGAUUACUUGAAAAAUGAUAAAUUGCUUGGAUUGCAAGCAGUCAAGGAGAUUAUUUCUGAGAGGAAUUUGGAGUCUCUGCCAUUCUACAUAUACAUGAAGAGCAAAUUCAAUAAUGGCAAGCAGCUUAAAAAGAUGACGUCCUUUGCAUCGAAUCAACUUUAGAUAUAAGGCAGUGAGUCUUCAAGUCCUCUAAAUAGAAGUGCCUCACCCAUGCGAAGAAAUACUCUUAGACUUAAGAGACUUUGA
Molecule: messenger RNA, 4263 nt
Organism: Stylonychia lemnae
Lineage: Eukaryota; Ciliophora; Spirotrichea; Sporadotrichida; Oxytrichidae
Source: the annotation of a GenBank genome assembly